Contarinia nasturtii (swede midge) is the source of this 684-nucleotide messenger RNA. RefSeq lists its product as uncharacterized. Gene Ontology annotation, molecular function: nucleic acid binding. The transcript is spliced from 2 exons. The coding region runs from base 1 to 684 and encodes 227 amino acids. NCBI's taxonomy places the organism in Eukaryota, Metazoa, Arthropoda, Insecta, Diptera, Cecidomyiidae. The record is from RefSeq and is a predicted model, not a curated record.
AUGGAUGUGAAACGUCAACUAGUUUUGAAUUUGCACAAAAAAGGUUUGCGACAAGUUGAUAUUUUUCGGAAGGUUCAGAGCGACAAUAUCAAUUUGAGAUUUAUUCAGCGCACCAUAAAACGAUACAAGGAACAUGGAACAGUCGAUGUGAAGCGAAAGCCGGGCAGAAAAAAAUCCGUAAGAACAAAAGAUCUGGUCAAAAAGGUACGAGACAAAAUUCGUCGAAAUAACAAAAGAAGCGCUAGAAUCUUGGUCCGUGAGCACAAUAUCAGUCGAUCUUCAAUGCGACGAGUGUUGAAAGAAAAUUUGGGAGUUAAAACAUUUAAAAAAACCCGAAAACACGGCUUUACAAUCAAAAAUAAGCAAGAUAGAAAGCAAAAAUACGAAGAGUUGUUCCUUUUGCAGCCAAGUCUCAAUGCGCAAAAUGAUCGCGUGUAUGCAGCGUCAAUUGAGGACAUUCCUGAAGAAUUCGUUGAACGACUUCAAAAUGUGUCGAGUGUCAUGGUUUGGGCCGCCGUUUCGGCCGGCCACAAAUUUCCCCUUGUUUUCGUUGAAAAAGGCGUUAAAAUUAACGCAGCUGUGUAUGAAAAAGAAAUAUUGCGCAAAAACUUGUUGCCACAUGCCGAAGCUGUGUUUGGUGAUGAACCGUGGGUGUUUCAGCAAGAUGGGGCACCGGCACAUUGA